Molecule: messenger RNA, 1605 nt
Organism: Somion occarium
Lineage: Eukaryota; Fungi; Basidiomycota; Agaricomycetes; Polyporales; Cerrenaceae
Source: the annotation of a GenBank genome assembly
GAGUUUUGUUUCGUGAUCGUGAAAGGCCCUUGGAGGCUUGGAGCAGGUGUAGAUGAUGUUCCUAACUAUGUGAUCGAGGCUACCGUGAUGGGAUCAACGAUCGAUGGCCGCUCGAAUUACACCACCUUCCCCAUCUAGCCAUCUUGGCCACUCCUCCAUUCACUAGCAAAGCGACUCAGUCGGUGGUGAGUGGGUCGGUGUUGGCAUGCGAUGCUGAAGCAGUAAUUUUUGGAUUCAGAUUUAAAGAAAGCAAUGACCCUCGUUGUCGUCUACAAUCCCGUCUGCGGUGAUCGGACUGCGGAGAAAUUCUUCAACGAAGAGGUCCUGCCUCGUCUCAAAGAGCAGGGCAAGAUUCCAGAUAAAGUCAUUGCGACUACACAUCCGAAUCAUGCAGGAGAGACUAUUGUGGAGUUGUUAAAGCAAACCACAGAGUCUUUGACUGUGAUUCUUGGCUCUGGUGACGGUACCCUGCAUGAGAUAGCCACUUCCCUUCAUCAUUCUCUUGACAGACAAGUACAAAGUCAAGUUGCGAUUGUCCUUGUUCCUUGCGGCACAGCCAACGCGCUAUACUCUUCACUAUUUCCUUCUCAGUCAGAUGACCCAAGUUACAGACUGAAGUCUCUCAAUCUGUAUCUCUCACCAUCUCCCACCUCUAUUGUCUUAUCAUCCGCGACAACAGUUGUCCAUCCCUCGCAACCCGGCGGAGAUACUCGAUCAUCCGUAGCUAUAGUGGUAGCCUCUACCGCUCUUCAUGCAGCUAUAUUGCAUGACUCUGAAGCACUACGAUCAUCUCAUCCCGGGAUCGAGCGUUUCAAGAUUGCUGCUCAGCAGAACAUCACCCGUUGGUAUCACGCUCGUGUAAAACUCGUACCGUCACAUGAACAUGAGAGUGUCGAACUCUACGAUGUAUCUCGCCGAAGCUUUAUCGCUGUCACUGAAGAAGGGUCAAUUGAGUUAGAGGGUCCAUUUACAUAUUUCUUAUCGACAGUGAAUGUGGACCGUCUAGAGUCUUUGUUUCGUAUCGCUCCAUUACAUGCGACUUUGCCUUCCCGAACGCCCGCACUCGAUAUCGUUAUCGUUCGACCUUUGCGCAACCCAACCAUUAAUGACGACUCGGAGGGAAGCAGGUUGCGGUUUGCUGAGCAGGGUGGCAUUGUGCUGGGAGGAGCCUACAGGGAUGGUGCGCAUGUGAACAUGAUCUAUGGUUCAGAUGGGUCGGUAGGGUCUGAGGAAAAUUCCGGUCAGUCCGUGGUAGAGUACUAUAGGUGUGGAGGGUGGGAGUGGAUACCGGAUCGGGACGAUGAACAUGCACGUUUCGUAUGUGUUGAUGGCGAGAUCUUCAAUAUCGAGGCGGGUGGUAAGGCCACUACAUCAAUUUCGGGAAAUAUACACGGAACUCAGUUGUCUAUAUUCGCAUGAGCCGUGAUGUUUUUUUCAGAACAUAAUUCUUGAUAGAAGAUUAGGAAGAAGUGAGAACUCGUGCAAGUGAAGUUGGAUAUCUAGAUGAAGCCCUGUACGGUAUAGAAUAUACAUGUGUUAUGUAGUUGUGGUCGGAUUAAGCGGUCACGUUCUGACUAAGCUCGCCAGCGAAUAGCUCCUCCACGA